AGAGCAAUGGUAGCCAUCUGACAUUUCUUUUGUGAAUGCAUUAUGCUGGAUGCAGAGAUGGAGUUAGCUAGUGGUAUUCAUUUAGAGGAAUCCGUAAAGGAUUUGGAGCUUUAGCAUCCCUAACACUUCUCCAGCGACCGACUGAAAAUGCAGUUUGGUCCUCAUAGCCACUCCUCCUUGUAAAAGCACACUGCAUUAUCCCAUCCUCCCAACUCUAAGAGGGGCAUUGCAAGGAAGGUCAUUUUACAUUUAAGGAGAUCCAGCAUCAUGUAGUUAGUGUGGAAGAAUCCGAUAUUUGCUCAUUUCAUCUCAUACUGAUCAUCACAUCUGAAAAACAAAACAAAAAUAGAAUUAGAAGACCCAACGUAACAGCAUGUAUGCAGCACAUAUAUAAACCUGCAGACCCACACCACCCAUCUUGGGAAUAAGGAGCCGGAGCUGGACACAAUGAACACCAUCUGUAUCCUUCAUCCUCAAGGUUCAGACCACUGAAUGGACCAGACGACCUUUGUUGUACAUCCAUCAUCAACCACUUCACUGACUGCUCCAGGAUCUUUAUAAAGGUCUGACCAAAUGGGAAUAUUCAUAUAGAGUACGAUAAUACUAUCAAGAAGAUGGCAAGGCUUCGAAGAAAGGCAUGCAUUGCACUUUUCCUAUUCAUGCUUUUCAUAUUUGGAACAAUGAUGGGCUUGCGAACUUUGAAACCCACUGAUGGCUUUUCUGACCUUGCACCUGGUCUAGAACUAAUGCCUUUUGGCGAACAGUCUGAAAGACGCUCUGUUUCUAAUGAAGUUAUUUCUCAACCACAAGGUACCGCAAAUGCAGUAGACCAAACAAAAGUCUACUAUGAUCUGCAUGUUUUCUACUACAUGUGGUAUGGAAACCCGAAGUUUGAUAAUAAUUAUAUCCACUGGGAUCACGUAAUGGUUCCUCACUGGGAUCCUAAAAUAUCGGCCAGUUAUCCUAAAGGUAGGCACAGCCCUCCAGAAGACAUUGGUUCUAGCUUCUACCCUGAAUUAGGACCAUACAGUUCCAAAGACCCAGAGGUCCUAGAAGAACAUAUGCGACAGCUCAGAGCCGCUGCUAUAGGAGUAUUGGUACUGUCUUGGUAUCCACCUGGAACAGCAGAUGAAAAUGGCGAGUCAGUGGAAAACCUGGUGCCUCUGGUUCUGGAAGCUGCCCACAGAUACAACAUAAAGGUAGCAUUUCACAUUCAGCCUUAUAAAGGACGUGAUGAUCGUACACUUCAUGAUAACAUUAAAUACAUAAUUGACAAUUUUGGAUCCCAUGCAGCGUUUUACAGAUAUAAAACAAGUACCAGCAAAAGCCUUCCACUUUUCUACAUUUAUGAUUCCUAUCUGACACCACCUGAGUCCUGGGCGAACUUGCUCACUGUGACUGGUUCCCAUUCACUUCGCAACACUGCCUAUGAUGCGGUCUUCAUUGGCUUGUUGGUAGAGGAAGGACAUAAGCAUGAUAUCCUAACAGCUGGUUUUGAUGGCAUUUACACAUACUUCGCCUCCAAUGGAUUCUCUUUUGGUUCAUCGCAUCAGAACUGGAAAACAAUCAAAAGUUUUUGUGACACCAACAAUCUUAUGUUUAUUCCAAGUGUUGGACCUGGGUACAUAGACACCAGCAUCAGACCGUGGAACAACCACAACACCAGGAAUAGAGUCAAUGGAAAGUAUUAUGAGACUGCUCUACAGGCUGCUCUCACUGUUCGUCCAGAAAUAGUGUCUAUCACGUCCUUCAAUGAGUGGCAUGAAGGAACCCAAAUUGAGAAAGCUGUGCCAAAGAAAACAGCAACUCGUCUCUAUCUAGACUACCUGCCAAACCAGUCAGAUCUCUACCUUGUUCUUACAAGGAAAUGGGCAGAACAUUUUAACAAGGAGAAAGAGCAGUGGCUUAUGUGAGCCCACAGAAUGGAAAAUGUCAUCAGAACUAAAGGAGCUAAAGCAUCUCAACUGUACCUGUUUGAAGUAUCGGGUAUGCUCCAGAAAAGAUGCUGAGGUACAAUGUACCAAAGAUGACCAAAAUUUUCUUUUGCCAAUGCUGGUUGGCAGCAAUGCUGCUUUGCUUUUUCUUCUCAUUAGGGCAUUUUGUUCUCAUCACAGGGUAAAAUAGUGCCUGAAAGUUUUUAGAGAGAACCUGUCAUCUUUUACAAACCUUGCGUACAUAGUGCCUAGCGUCUAAGUUUCCCCCCACCCAAUAACAAGGGCUACCAAAAGUCCUAGGGCCAGAUCCACAAAGAAGUUACGUUGGCGUAUCUAUUUAUACGCCGCGUAACUUCUAGGAUGCUCCGGCG
This is a messenger RNA of Rana temporaria (common frog), 2305 nucleotides long. It is a transcript of the gene MANEAL, whose product is annotated as mannosidase endo-alpha like. NCBI's taxonomy places the organism in Eukaryota, Metazoa, Chordata, Amphibia, Anura, Ranidae. Gene Ontology annotation, molecular function: alpha-mannosidase activity. The record is from RefSeq and is a predicted model, not a curated record. The transcript is spliced from 5 exons. Gene Ontology annotation, cellular component: Golgi apparatus. The coding region runs from base 615 to 1913 and encodes 432 amino acids.